AGUAGAAAAGCGGUGAUUAGCUCCAAUCAAGUUCGUUAGCGCGCGCUCGAUUCGUCAGUUGGCUUCCUGCGUUCGCACGAGCAACGAGCUCCAUCACUUUGAUCCGUUCGAUAAGGUUGAAAAACAACUUCUUCCCCGCUAAACAUCAACAACAGCAUGUCUGGCAAGAAACAAAACCUUCAUUUCGUCGAGAACUUCGCCCUUAGCGGUGCGGCAGCCAUCAUCUCCAAGACCGCCGCUGCCCCUAUCGAACGGGUCAAAUUGCUUGUGCAAAACCAGGACGAGAUGCUGAAAGCCGGUCGCCUCUCCUCACCAUACAAGGGAGUUGUGGAUUGUACCAUGAGGACCUAUAGGGCAGAGGGAAUCGGCUCCUUCUGGAGAGGCAAUCUCGCCAACUGCAUCCGGUACUUCCCAACCCAGGCUUUGAACUUUGCCUUCAAAGAUCAGAUCAAGGCUCUGUUCAAGUCCAAGCAGACUGACAGCAACGCUAUGAAAUUCACCAAGAACAUCGCCUCUGGUGGUGCUGCUGGCGCAAUGUCACUGUCAUUUGUCUACUCACUUGACUAUGCCCGAACCCGCCUGGCCAACGAUGCCAAAUCAUCUGGCAAGGGUGGCGGGGAGCGCCAGUUUAAUGGGCUAGUUGAUGUGUACCGCAAGACCCUGGCAAGUGAUGGCAUCGUCGGUCUGUACAGAGGCUUUGUGAUCUCCUGCGUUGGGAUUGUGGUGUACCGUGGAUUCUACUUCGGCCUCUACGACACCCUGAAACCAAUUCUUCUGGGUGAUCAAGCCAAUGUGUUCGCAUCCUUCGCUCUCGGCUAUGCUGUGACCGUGAGUUCUGGUCUGGCAUCCUACCCGAUCGACACCAUCCGCCGAAGGAUGAUGAUGACCUCUGGUGAGGCAGUGAAGUACAAGGGCUCCAUUGACUGUGCAGUGCAGAUCAUGAAGAAAGAAGGCGCCAUGAGCAUGAUGAAGGGUGCUGGUGCUAACGUCCUUCGUGGCAUGGCUGGAGCUGGCGUGCUUGCUGGCUUCGACAAGUUCAAGGAGUUCUACAUCAACUUCAGGGGAGAAUAGAUCCCCAACCCCAUGUCAUCUGGGGACUGUAACACUUGACUUUCUGGCAAUGAACAUUAUUUCCACCUCAAUUUGACACAAUCCACGGGAGAGACCUGUGACAGCUUGGUGACUUAACCCUGAUGAAAUCCAAGCAAAUUUCUGAACUCUGACCUUAGAUCUCAAUUGAUCAACAUUGACACUAAUGCGCCACAAGAUGGCGGGCUUGGUGACUUAACUUUUGUGAAAUCCAAGCAAGGUUCUGAACUCUGUUCUUUGAUCUCGAGACUUCUUACUUUUGGUCUCAGCAGAUCAACAUUGCUACUAAUGCGCCACAAGAUGGCGGGCUUGGUGACUUAUUCUUGUGAAAUCCAAGCAAGGUUCUGAACUCUGACCUAUAUUUGACCCAAUUUAAUUUAUUCUCUUCCACCAUCUUUGAUGGUGAUGACCCUGCAAUACAUCACAAUAUGUGAUGACCUAGUACUCAUAGCGCCCUUUAAGGCGACAGUCUGGCAUCUUGUAAAUUGUUUAAGUCCAGACGAUUUCUGAAAACAUUUCUCAUCUUUUUUGUGCAAUGAUUGGAAAUAUUCCAAAUAUUUGUACCAAUAAACAGAAACCUAUAUCCUUA
Messenger RNA from Nematostella vectensis (starlet sea anemone), 1678 nucleotides. Its product is annotated as ADP,ATP carrier protein 2, mitochondrial. The record is from RefSeq and is a predicted model, not a curated record. The coding region runs from base 157 to 1071 and encodes 304 amino acids. The transcript is spliced from 3 exons. NCBI's taxonomy places the organism in Eukaryota, Metazoa, Cnidaria, Anthozoa, Actiniaria, Edwardsiidae. Gene Ontology annotation, cellular component: mitochondrial inner membrane. Gene Ontology annotation, biological process: mitochondrial ADP transmembrane transport; mitochondrial ATP transmembrane transport. Gene Ontology annotation, molecular function: ATP:ADP antiporter activity.